GACAUGUGGACAGCUGAGACGGAGAGAGAGGGACGACAGAGACCGCCAGCUGAUGUCAUAAAGGAGCUGACAGGGACUAAAUAUGAGGCCAGGGGGUGUUGUGGUGGUGGUGGCGGUGGUUGUGGCGGUGCUAGUGACCCCCUCGCACUGCUGGGAUACCAAAGAAAUGGAAAUGUUUGACCUCGUUGAAGAAGUGAACCAAAAUUUUUACGAAGUUUUAGGGAUUUCACAGGAAGCGUCCCUACAGGAGGUGAAGAAAGCUUACCGCAAACUGUCCCUUCUCCUCCACCCUGACAAGAAUGAUGCCCCAGAUGCUGAAGUCAAGUUUAGACAGCUGGUCGGCAUUUACGAGGUUCUCCGAGACGAGGCACAACGCAACAGAUACAACCGAGUGUUAGUAGAAGGCUUGCCAGACUGGAGGUCACCCAUCUACUACUACAGAAGAGCCAGGAAGAUGUCACUGCUGGAAAUCUCAAUCAUUCUCACUGUUGUCAUCUCUCUCACUCAGUACUUGAUGGCAUGGGGCUCCUACAUUGACAAGAAGAGGUGUAUGGAAGAAACACUGAUAAGGAAGUACAAGAUAAAGGAAGGAAGGAAGAAAAAGGAAGACUUGGAAAAUAUUACAUUGAUGGAGGAGGUGCUGGACAAGAUACCCAGACCAAGCUGGUGGAACAUCUUACCCAUACAACUGGUGCGCCUCCUUGUCUUCCUGGUGACCGGAGGGCCUGGGUUGGUGAGGAGCCUCCUAGCACACGCCAAGGAGGAGAGACUCAGGAGGCAGCGCGAGAAGGAGGAGGAGGAGGAGGAGGAGAGAAAGAGGAUAGAAGAGGAGGAGAAGAGAGAGAAGAAGAAAGCCAGCAGGAAGGAAGGAAGAAAACGGGCGAACCUCCUUCCUGAUCUCUCCAAUUCCGAGUGUGUUCUGGAAAGUGUGGAUGGACCAGAGCAGACACACACACAGUCCCGAGUGAAGCCCGCUGCUGCCGCCGCCCCUGUGGUGACCGGUGGCUUCUGGACCGAUGAUGACUUUAGUGAACUGGCGCGACUCAUGGCUAAGUUCCCUGGUGGCACAGUGAACAGGUGGGAGAAGAUAGCGGAGAUGAUGGGGCGGACAGUGUUUGAGGUCACCAAGAUGUCCAGCAAAUUGAAAUCCAGUUUGACACAACGAUCCACUGAAGCUGAAGACACUGAAGAGACCGUUCCUGCUGUCAAGGUGAAGGUGAAGACAAAGGGAGAGAGUCGGAGUGAUGCAGGGGCUGGCAGUGAUGAGGCUUGGAGUCCGGUGCAGCAGAAGGCCCUGGAGAAGGCACUCAAACAGUUUCCCAAGGGCACCGACCAGCGCUGGGACAAGAUUGCUAGAGCCGUCCCUGACAAGAGCAAGGAGGACUGCAUGAUGCGAUUUAAAUUCCUGGCAGAGAAGAUCAAGAAGAAGAAGAUGGAGGAGUCUGAGAGGAGAGAAGAAGAGGAGGAAGGAGGAGGAGAAGAGAGGGAGGCUGAAGAGAGAAGGAAAGAGGAAGAAGUGGAAGAGGAGGAACAAACAACAACAAUGACGAUUAGAAGAAGAGACAACAGAAGAAGGAGGAAAAAAAUGCUAGAAGAAGAGGAAGAGGAGGAGGAAGAAGAGGAGGAAGAAGAGGAGGAGGAGGAAGACUAGUGUAGCUAUGUUGACUUAAAUAAUUAUAUCAAAAAUUAUAUUGUAACUAGUGUUUCAUAAGGUGCUGAGACAUACACACACACACACACACAAAUCUUUCAAUUCUUUUUCUUUUUGUUGCUUUAGAAAGAAAUAAAAAUUCUCUCUCUCUUUCUCUCUGUCAAACAUAAUUUUUUUGCUUUUUGAAUCUAUUUAUUUAGAAUCUCUAUCAGUUUUGAGUUAAUUGCUAUGAAAGGUGGUGAAUCCUUUAUAAAGUAUGAUCCAGUAGUCUUUUGGGGUGUUUGAUUCCUUUGUUUGGGUUUCUACAAGUUAUAAUCUCUCUGUCAGCUCAUAAAUCCUUGAAUCUGUUUAGCAUUAGAUUGUUAUUGAGGUCAGUGUGCUCUCUCUCUCUCUCUCUCUCUCUCUCUCUCUUUUUCAUCCCUGCCUUUAUUAUUUUUUUAUUUAUUUAUUUCCUGCAUUAUCUCUAUCUUUCUCUUUCUCUUAUUCCUUUUUUAUCUCCCUGUUUCUCCUUACCCUCUUUCUUCUACUUAUCUAUUAUCCUUAUUCCUUCCUUCAUUAUUUUCCUUCUAUCUUUAUUUAUUUCCUAUCUAUUUUCUCUAUUUCUCAUUAAUUUUUUUUUUUCCUGUUUCUCCUUGCCCUCUUUAUCACCACAGCUACACAAAUGUCCCCCUCCUCCCUACUGCCUUGCCUCUGCCCCCUCCCUCCCCUGCCAGACUGCCCUCCAACACCAUCUCUCCCCUGCCAAACUGCCCCAUACCCCCUACCUCCAUCCCUGCUAAUGAAAGUCAGGUGUGAGUUUGUACUUUCGUAAUAAAAGGGAGGAAAAAUUUA
Messenger RNA from Portunus trituberculatus (swimming crab), 2482 nucleotides. Its product is annotated as dnaJ homolog subfamily C member 1-like. The transcript is spliced from 10 exons. Gene Ontology annotation, cellular component: endomembrane system. The record is from RefSeq and is a predicted model, not a curated record. Bases 83 to 1651 code for a protein of 522 amino acids. Lineage: Eukaryota; Metazoa; Arthropoda; Malacostraca; Decapoda; Portunidae.